AUGAAAGCUCUGCUACGGGACCAGUCGGCGCUGAAGCCUGAGCUGUUUGAAUACGUUCACUGGUAUUUGGCAAAAUACCUGUGGGAUGCUCUCAAAAAGUACAACAAGCAGACAAUGCACAUGUGGAAAAUAAUGGCCAGCAAUUAUCCUGUACAAUUUUAUGAGAUUAGUCCUUACUACUGCCUCAAUGCUGGCUGUCCCAAAAAGCCACUGAGAGACUACAUGGGUAUUCUCAAUAGCGAUGACCUUCGCUGGCGUGCAAUCCUGACGAUUGCAACCACGUACUGUACCGCCUCAGACUUCACCACUAUACCAAAUAUCAAGAAUUUGGUUGCUCUGGACAUUUACCGUGAGAAAUAUGCGUCGAAUUCCCCCCCGCUGGAUCCAGUGGGCGUUAGCAACGACUUGCAAGAUGGAUUUGUGCGUGGUUGGAUUGAGUCCGAAGCACUGCAGCACCUCCGAAUUCUCAGGCUCUACCAUCAAUGUGAAAUAACCGUUGCGGCAGUGGGAGCUCUACGUGAGCUACCGGAGCUCCAACUUAUUGUGGCGUACGAGUGUAAGAAUAUCACAGAGACGAUUCAAAAAUACGAUAGGCCCGCGAAUAACAUCAUUCCCAUAAAGGGAUGGUCGGCCUGCAGACUCGAUUGGUAUUGGGAAACUCACGGAACGUCAAAAACCAUCGACGAUAAUCUCUUGGCCUUGUUUCAUGUGUACCAGGCUAGUCUCCAGACACCCGGAGACGAGCAUUCGAAAAGACCAUCAUCCUUACCAACGAAUCUCCCGAUUUUGGAAUUCAAACUACCAACUGUGGACCACAGCAGAAGAGACAAGAUUGUUGUCCGCUCUCGCUAUAAUGCCAAGUCAAUCGUAUUGUUCACUCGAGAUCCUGUGAAGCAAAAGUUUGAUAUCGAGAAGCGACGUGCAAGAGACAAGAAGAGGACUGAACCACCCGAAGGGGGAGAUCGUCCUGCCAAGCGAGCAGUCAUGAAAGAGCGGGGACCGAUGGACAUUUCCAAGACUUUAACCCAGUUCUUCUGA
Penicillium roqueforti is the source of this 1038-nucleotide messenger RNA. RefSeq lists its product as uncharacterized. The transcript is spliced from 2 exons. Bases 1 to 1038 code for a protein of 345 amino acids. Lineage: Eukaryota; Fungi; Ascomycota; Eurotiomycetes; Eurotiales; Aspergillaceae. The record is from RefSeq and is a predicted model, not a curated record.